GUCAAGUAUCGGAAGACGCGUACGUUAGUUAACACCGUGAAAUACAUAUUAUUUGUAAUACUGUACACCUGCGUAUUAUUACAUUAAAAGUUCAAAACUCAUUACAUGGUGUCAGAAGUAAAAAAAUACUGUCGUGAAAACGAAAUAAACAUACAUAAAGUUGUCGUGAAAAUCCACGCGGAAUCGAAUAAAAUCGUCGCCAUUGUCGGAAGCGUUUGUGAAAAAAAAAACCGUUCACACAAGAAUAGUUUCAAGCUGUUAGUGUGUGCGUGAGAUCUAUACCAUCCUCGAGUGUACUCACACAGUGAAUGUGAAACGUCUGACAGUAAUAGUCAAAUAUAAAGAUGGCAACUGGCGCUGAUCGUCUACCGCAGUCUUUAGAUUGCACAAAUUUGGCGAAGGAAUGGCCUCGAUGGAAGCAGAAAUUCAACAUCUACAUGAUUGCAAACAACAAAGCAGACGAAUCGGAAAGGAACAAGAUUGCCACAUUUUUAUGGUUAGUCGGUGAACACGGUGUAGAAAUUUACAAUACAUUGUUUCCAAACAAUGGAGACACAGAAACUAUGUUCGGAGAAGUUGCAGCUCUAAACAACCAGCCUGCUGCCGAACCUAUCGCGGGUGUUGCUGUUGUACAAGAGCGUACUCUAGCAGAAGUUAUAAUUGCAUUCGACACUUAUUGUCUUCCUCGAAAAAACUUGGCGGUAGAGGCCUUCAAGUUUAAUACGAUUGCUCAAAAAGAGAAACAACCGUUCACCGAAUUCGAAACAGCACUUCGAACUCAACUGGCAUUUUGUGAGUUCGAAUGUGAGGCUUGUCAUGUACCAUUUGCGGAUAGAAUGUUACGAGACAGAAUAAUAAUCGGAAUUCAAGACAAGAAACUACAACUUAAGUUACUGGAUGGAAAAAACGAACCGCUUGUAAAUAUCGUCGAAAUAUGUAAAACGUACGAAGCUGCUGCAGAAAACAAACAAUUGUUGGAGCGAAACGAAGUGCACACCGUAAUCGAAAAUCGAAAGGAAGGGAACGUAGUGCCAACAGCGAUGUGUUUCAAGUGUGGACAACCAUUCAACGGGCGUCACAGUCGCUAUUGUCCGGCGAACAAUGUAGUUUGCGAUGGAUGCGGACGUCGCGGUCAUUUUAGGAAGUACUGCAAGUCAACCAAAUAUGAUAGUAAGAGAAACUGUUAUAUCGAGGACAACAAAGGGAAUACUCAGUUCGCCACAGAGCGACUGCCCAGGACGUCGAAGCAUAAUACAAAGCAAGGCAAUAACGUUCAUAUGCUGAAUUGGGCUGAUGCAGAAUAAAUUCGAAUACUGUAUCAAAUGGCUGAACAAAAAAAAUGGACCAAGCAAUAUCUAAUUCAGAAUCGAACUGUGGAAUUUAAACUCGAUACCGGCGCUGAUGUGAAUUGCGUUCCUUUGAGCAUUAUUAAUGAAUCCAACAUACCUGUUUUAUAUAAAGAUUGUUUUAAUGUAGUUGAUUAUAGCUCUAAUAAAGUACGAAUACAUGGGCAGGUAACAUUAGAUUGCAAAGAUGUGAAAAAAGGAACUAUACAUUCGGCUGACUUUCUCGUAGUAAACGAUUCAUUUGAACCGUUACUGGGACUUGAAUCAUGU
Molecule: messenger RNA, 1616 nt
Organism: Malaya genurostris
Lineage: Eukaryota; Metazoa; Arthropoda; Insecta; Diptera; Culicidae
Exons: 2
Coding region: 345-1304 (319 amino acids)
Source: RefSeq, a predicted model, not a curated record